CCUCAGCCAAGGAAUUAGAUGCAGUGAGAACAGCUUCCUUUGUACUCCACAGAAAUCACAGUGAAUGCACAUAAAGCUCUGCCUAGCUAUGCAACGAAGUAACCCCUGGCAGAUUUCCACAAAUUUGGAUCUAUCAAGUCCUCACAUCUGGCUUCCUCCCUGCUUGAAUGACUGUAGUCUGUUUCUGUUCAGCUGAAGUUCUCCUGAAUUCAUAACAGAGAUCUACAGAAACCAGCCGUGUGAAAUGUAUUCUUUUGGACUCAGAAGUCUGUCUGCCUUACAGCAUCUGUGCAUGGUGUGGUGUUAAUAUCUGUAAGACAGAACAAACAGUGAGGAGGCAAGCUAGUGCAAAAAGCUGACAAAUUGAGAAGAAACUUUUGUUUCCGUCUCCUUCCUUUUCUUCUUGCUUUGUGCUGCUGCUGGAACAAGAAUGGGUCAGCUAUGUGGACGAUGCAUGCAGCUCCUGCGGGACUUCAUAGGCUUUGUUCAGAGGAUGUCCUCUGACUUGGUGCAAGGCAUCAAGGAAUGCUUAACUCUGAUAAGCAAUUGCUCCUGCUUAAAACAGAACAGCUCUAAAAACAGGCAGCUGUACAAGCCCAUCCUACAGCCUCAUGAGAGAGUGACUGCACAGGAGUUUCUGCAGCAUAUUGAAACAGAUUUUGAAAUGUCUCCACUGGGAAAGGACCCUCUGGAAGCCUUGAGGACCUUAUCCUUUUCAGAAAAUCCAGGUUUGCAGCAGUCAGCUGCGCUCUAUUACUUGCACGUGAGUCAGCACAUGAACAUCCCCCUGCCCGUGGAACAUCUGGAACCCUUCUAUGCCUUACUACGUUCUGCUGACCUGGAAGUGCAGCAGAUGUCGUCCUUGUCCCUUGUCAACUUCCUGCUGGAAGGAAAUAUUGACAAAGAAUUAGUUGUCCAAAUGGGUUUACUUGAGCCAAUUCUGGAUCUGCUUGAAUCAGAGGAUCCCACUGUCCAGUGUAAUUCCUGUGCCUGCAUCAUGACUUUGGCUGUUUCUGAGUCCAACCGAGAGGCUAUUGGUGCUGCUAGAGGAGUUACACCCCUACUGUCUCUUGCCAAUUCCUAUGAUCCCAGAGUCCAGCAAAAUGCAGUUGGUGCUAUUCUGAACCUCACACAAUCAGAGAAAAUCCAACAAGUUCUAUGCAAGGAAGGAGCCCUACCAGUUCUUGCCUUGCUGCUGGAAUCUCCUGACUCAGAAGUCCAGUACUACAGCUGUGCUGCCCUGAGCAACGUGGCAGCCAAUGUUCAGCACCACAAAGCCUUGCUGAGACCCAGUGACAGAUUCCUGCUGCGGACACUGAUCUCUCUCCUGUCCUCUUCUGUGGACAAGGUUUCAAGCCAGGCAUGUGUUUGCCUAAGAAAUUUGGCUACCAGUGUGGAUAUCCAGGCUGAGAUGGUUGCUGAGAAUGUCCUGCCCCAGCUGUGCUCUCUCCUGGCCUCUGGAAGCGAGGACGUGCGCCGUGCCUCCAUCGCUCUGCUCUGGAUACUCUCCCAGCACUCACCCAACCAGGACACUCUGGCAUGUGCUGAGCUCCUGCAGAGCCUGGGGAUAUUACUGGCAGCACAUAAAACAGACCCUGUGAUUGUUGGACAUACUGCUUGCAUCAUCAGAAACCUGUGCCUUUCCAAAAACAGACAGAGAAUCACGGAGAGCCGCUGUGUCGAAGGUCUCCUCCAGACCCUGCUUUUGACCGACACUCAGGAAGACUCCCUUCAUUACGUGACAUCCUGCCUUGCUGAGCUAGCAAAGCAAGAAGGAGCCAUGUUACACAUGGUCCAGUGGAUGGAUGAACCUUUGACAAGGUGCUUGGUGAGACUGGCUGGCCAACUGGAAUAUCCUGAGCCUUCCUUUCAUGCUGCCUCCAUCAUCCAGCACAUGAUCAGUCAUGAAAAAAUGAUGCUUUUUUGGAAAUAUCACAUUGAAGAGAUUCAAGCCUACCUCAAGAAUUUUCUUACCCACCAAGAGGUCCGUUUUCAGCAGCUGGGCAUCUCCACACUCUGCAGACUACGAGCAGGGCAAGCAGAUGUUCAGCCAUCUCCAGGAAAACUGGGUUCCAUCAUGUGUAACGGUUACUUGGGAAGACGCACACUGUAAGUUCAAACACCUCCCUUUCCUCUUCCUUCCCCCAGCUUUAUAUGCCCAGCAUGACAAUGUAACAUAUGGAAUGUUCCUAUGGUCUGCUGGGGUCACCUGUCCCAGCUGUCCCCUCCCAGCUUCACAUGCAACCCCCCCAGGCAGGUGGCGUGGGGUGAGAGGCAGACUCUGUGCAAGUGCUGAUGAUCAGUAACUAAAACAUCCCUGUGCUACCAGCCUUGUGUUCAGCACUAACCCAAACACGGCCCCCUUUGAGCUACUGUGAAGAAAAUGAACUCUACCCCAGCCAAAAGCAGCACACUGUCUUUUGAGGCACUUCUGACCGUCCCAUAGCUCUUAUGUGCAUGUAGAGCUUUAGAGCUGACACUGGGUACAAACAUGCUAUAAAAGUGAGAUUAAAAAAAUAGUUUAAAAAAGUUAUUCUGUCAGUUAAGAGCUCAAUGUUCCAUUUUAUUAUAGCUCAAAUCUCUGAACUUAAUUUUGGUGCUUGAGGGAGGCAUUUUUGACAAUUAUUUCUUUUAAUAUCUGCAAGUUCUUUCCAACGGCACUGUUUCGGAAAAAACAGAACAAAACAAUGCACCUCCCCUCCAAAAAAAAAAAAAACAAAAAAAACAAAAAAACCAACCAAAACCCCAAAAAAACAAAGCAAAAACAAACAAGCAAAAAAAGUAAAACCAACCAAAACCACACUCAGUGCAGUAAAAGGGCCUUAUGAAAUUGCAGGGUAGACAGAAACUUUGAAUAAAGCAGUAUGGGAUUUUUAAUGUUCAUCCAUGACAGGAAUUUCAUUUUGAAAUCUCAUGUGACAAACCAUGUGCUCAGCCUUGGACAGGUGGACUUUCUAAAACAAAGGACUGGCUGAAUGACACACCUGGGAACAAAAACGUCAUACUGUAAAUCACCCCUGUGGGUGAUUUUAGAUCAGUUUCCAAAAAGAAGCAGUGCAUUAUUAAGUAAUGAUAUUAGAAUGUGUCCUGUAUCUGUAUUCUUAGGUAAUCUCAAACAUUAUUUCAAUGUCUUAGCAAGAAAGCUAACAAAUAACAAAGGACUCUUCAUCAGGAAUGAGGAGAUCAAAGACAUGAAGCAAACAGAGCUAAUGGAGAGCAAUGCAGCAGUUGUGAUGUUUUGAAAUAACUCACAGAGCAUCGUCCCUGUGAGCAUCGAUGCCGUGCCGUGGAGAUGGGAGCACAGAGCUGAGCCUGCCCAGAGCACACAGCUCUCUGCUGGGGAAGGCUGCUGCUCCCAGCCCUCAGAACAGCUCUCUGCACCUGCUACUUGCACCUCACACAGCAGUUCCACCUCGCCCCUCAUGGUAUGAACAACACAACCAGUUGCAAUAGCAGGCA
Messenger RNA from Zonotrichia leucophrys gambelii, 3459 nucleotides. RefSeq lists its product as uncharacterized. Gene Ontology annotation, molecular function: protein binding; protein-membrane adaptor activity. The coding region runs from base 431 to 2113 and encodes 560 amino acids. Lineage: Eukaryota; Metazoa; Chordata; Aves; Passeriformes; Passerellidae. The record is from RefSeq and is a predicted model, not a curated record. The transcript has 15 exons. Gene Ontology annotation, biological process: nucleus-vacuole junction assembly.